AUGGCCUCGUCUCGACCAGGCAGAUCGAAUUCCAUCAAUGCGCCCCGUGAUUCCCUAGAACUCGCCUCUCUUGCGUCCUCUUCCCCAGACACCACCGCCAGAUCUUCCCGCUCCUCUUCUCCCUCCGGUAUAUCGUCCUCGCGCAAGCUCUCGCUCGAAGAACAAGAUCCGCUAGGUGAUUUCUCACAUGGCGAUCCGGAAUCCGGGUAUGGGAGAUCGGGUGGACGGUCGUAUUCCAUAUCCUCGGCCUUCGAUUUCGGGAGGACGCUGUUUCCGCUUUCCUCCACGGCAGCUGGGGGGUAUGCUCCGAUAGGCGCGCCAUCGACGUUAGAUCGAGAAGGGGUAGCGGAUGGGUCAUUGGAGAGACAUAAGACGCUUACGUAUCUAAAUGGGCUGUCGUUGGUGGUUGGUGUGAUUAUUGGCUCGGGAAUUUUCUCGUCUCCUAGCCAGGUUAAUGCGAAUGCUGGGUCUCCGGGUGCGUCACUCAUCGCAUGGGUUGUGGCGGGUGUGUUGGCGUGGACUGGUGCAGCUAGUUACGCUGAGUUGGGAGGCGCAAUUCCUCUGAAUGGCGGGUCGCAGGUAUAUUUGUCCAAGAUCUUUGGAGAAUUGGCUGGUUUCCUCUUCACGUGGUGUGCGGUUUUGGUGCUUAAACCAGGAAGUGCAGCCAUUAUCGCGAUUGUCUUCGGAGAAUACGUUGUGCGGGCCGUUGUCGGUGCGAAUGUCGAGCAGGUUAAUCCCUGGAUCGGUAAGGGUGUCGCCUUUGGUGGUGUCUUUGUCGUGAUUCUGGUGAAUUGCAUCUCUACGAAAGUGGCUACUCGUGUCGGUGACAUUUUCAUGAUCUUCAAGUUCAUCGCCUUAAUUGGGAUUACUGUCACUGGAAUUGUGGUGGCUAUCACGGGUGUUUCGUCUAGUGGAAGUGCGAGUGAUGAGUGGAAAUCUGGCUGGUUCCAGGGUACCAACUCUGACAUUUCUGGCUGGGCUGUUGCUUUGUAUGCUGGUCUCUGGGCGUUCGAUGGUUGGGAUAACACAAACUACGUGACAGGCGAAUUCAAACGUCCCAACCGUGAUAUCCCACGCGUGAUCCAUACAGCCAUGCCAUUGGUAAUCCUCUGCUACCUAAUGGCAAACGUCUCAUAUUUCCUAGUUCUACCGCACUCGACCAUCGAAGCAAGCAACGCCAUCGCCGUCGAGUUCGGCGAGCAAGUCUUCGGAACAGCUGGAGCCAUUGUCCUAGCCCUAGUGGUCUCCAUAAGCUGCAUCGGCGCCCUCAACGCAACAACCUUCACAAGUGGCCGCCUAGUCUACAUCGCCGGAAAAGAAGGCUACCUCCCAGCCCUUUUCGGCAAACUAGGCGCCUGCGGCUACUCCUCAGCCACUUCUUCACCACCCCUCAAUAACCGCUUGCAUCGUCGUCUCUGUCGCUUCUUUGGCGAUGCCUCGACAAUUGGCCGCACUCCAGUCUACGCAAUGGCACUCAACGGUGCUCUAAUCGUCAUCUACAUCAUCCUCGGCGAAUUCAAGACCCUAGUCACCUUUUACGGUGUCGCAGGGUACACAUUCUACUUCCUUACGGUUCUUGGCUUGAUCGUUCUGCGCAUUCGUGAACCAUACCUGGAACGCCCGUAUAAAACAUGGAUCUCGACACCGAUUAUCUUCUGCUGCGUUAGUCUUUUCUUGCUUAGCCGGGCUGUUAUCUCAGAGCCGCUGCAGACGUUGAUCGUAGUGGCGUUUAUCAUUAUCGGCGUGCCGGUAUAUUACUGGCGUAUCUACCAGCGGGAUGGAAGACUGCCGUUUUCUUCUGGGUGGAAAUUCAACUGGAAGUUCUGGAAGGAGAGGUGA
Messenger RNA from Aspergillus chevalieri, 1839 nucleotides. RefSeq names its product putative amino acid transporter. The coding region runs from base 1 to 1839 and encodes 612 amino acids. The record is from RefSeq and is a predicted model, not a curated record. NCBI's taxonomy places the organism in Eukaryota, Fungi, Ascomycota, Eurotiomycetes, Eurotiales, Aspergillaceae. Gene Ontology annotation, molecular function: L-amino acid transmembrane transporter activity. Gene Ontology annotation, cellular component: membrane. Gene Ontology annotation, biological process: amino acid transmembrane transport. The transcript is spliced from 2 exons.